Cricetulus griseus (Chinese hamster) is the source of this 693-nucleotide messenger RNA. The record is from RefSeq and is a predicted model, not a curated record. NCBI's taxonomy places the organism in Eukaryota, Metazoa, Chordata, Mammalia, Rodentia, Cricetidae.
AUGGACCUGUCUCACCUAGACUUUUAUCCCACUGGCGAGAAUUCUGACCCUGCAGGCCUAGACUGCAACUCCACCAGCCCCAAUUACUUCUCCACAAACCAAGGACUAGACUCGCUCUACCAAGAGCUGGACCUGGACUCCCUGGAUGAAGACGAUUCCCUGCCUGUUCCAGAUGCCAUGACACAGUCCUCUGUAUCCACAUAUGAGUCCCACCCAGCUUCAGAACCAGAGUUGACCGAGGCUGAACUAAUGGAGCUCAAAUCUGAGCUCACGAAAUUGGAGGAAGAGAUCCUAACAUUACGCAGUGUGCUGGCAGCCAAAGAGAAGCAGUGUGGGGAACUCAGGAGGAAGUUAGGAUGCAUGGCUUUGAUGGGACUGAGGCAGAAUCUGUCCAAGAGCUGGCAUGAUGUCCAGGCCUCCAACACCUGCAUGAAGCAAAAGACUUCAUCUGCCCUAUCCUCGGUGGGCUCUGCCAUCUGCAGGAAGCUUGAAGACGUGAAGAAGUCGUCCACCUUCAGAUCUCUAGAGGGGCUGAUGGAGACAGUCAAGUCAAGAGUUGCAGGUGUCAGAGAGCUUGGCAGUGGCCUUUCUUCAUCAGUGAGUGGCAAUGAUCCAUACUCAGUUCCAAGGAGUGGCUAUGAAACUGUUCCAGGGCUCGGAGAUGAACUGCUUUCUGUCCUGAAGCCAGAGUAA